AGUUUUUAGAUAAGUAACGCUGUUGGAGAUACGCGUUAUCUCUUACUUUCAGAUAACAGCUAGGUGCAAAUAAAUCCGAAACUUUUUUCUUCCUUUUGAGCUUUUGUAACGUCACGUUGUUGUUUGUUAUGGAAAUUCAUAACAAAUGAGUAACAGUAAAAGUACCGGUGUCAGCUAUGUCCAAGUCAUUCAAAAUUCAUUUGAAAUGACAGAUCCUCGCCAUGACUAUUCUCCAUCCUUUGGACAGAUGGCUGAUAAACCUCUCUUUGGAGUUUCCAAAUGGCAAGAUCGUGUUAUAAAUACUACAUCUGCAGUUUUCACAUCACUUGUUGUAGGGGUCACUGUCAUCAGUGCAUUCAUCUUCCCCCAGUGGCCGCCACAAGCUCUCAAUAUCUUCUAUGCAAUCUGCAUUAUGCUUAUGUGUGUCUCACACAUCACCCUGAUUCAUUGGUACAACGAAGGUGGUGUGGAUCCUAAAUUUAGAGUGCUAAUCUAUUUUAAUACUGUGCUUAUAAUUUUAUUCUGCAUUUGUGCUAACUGUUAUUAUCAUUCAUAGAUGAAAUAAUUGCCUCUAAACACUCAUUUCAUGGGUGUACCAUACUGUUAUUUGACAAGCAUGAACUUUUUUUUUUCAUUGAAUGUUUAUGGAACAUUGGUUAAAUUAAUGUUUUCUCUUCUCUCUCUCGCUGGAUUGUUUAUGUCUUUUUUUUUUACCUUUUUCAGAUAGUGAAUUAUUGUUGUUAAGACUUUUCUGAAAUUCUGUUGGUAUUUAAAUAAUGUAAUGGCAUUUUAAUAAGGGAUUUUAUUUUUUUAACAUUGUUUUUAAUCAAAUCCUUAAGCAAAAGAUUUUAUCAUUGAAUACUAAAAUAAAAUUAAAAGAAAUAUUUUAUCAAGAUUUUUUUAAUAAGUAAUAAUAAUUUGUGUUUCCUUUUUACUUGUGUAUAGGCAGUGUUUAAAAUGUGUAAAUAUUUUCUUUAGGCAAAGAAGGCGAUUUUAUUUAUUUUUUAAUUCGUAUUUAUUUCUUUUGUAUAUUAGUAAAAUUAAAUCAUUUUUAAGACAUAUUUAUAAAAUAUUCAUUUUUGGAAAUGUCCAUUAAAGUUUUUUUUAUCAUUAUUUCAAUCUUAUUUAUGAUCUUUUGUAUUGCCCUUUAUUUAAUACAUUGCUUUAAUAUAAAGUUUUUUAAUCUUAUAACAUGAAUUUUUCUUAAAACUGCAGUGCUUUUUUCAAUCUUUUAUUCAUUUACCAAAAAAUUAUUUUAAUGCUGAAGUUUCAAAAUAGUCAUUUCCCUUCUAUUAAUCAGUAAACAGCCUCUAUCUUUCAUGUGCUUAAGAUAGUAGUGUUGUGGCUUAGAUUUUUGGUAAUUUUUCUUCACAUAUCCUGAAAAUGAUAUUUAAUCAGAACAAAGAUUAUUAUGUGUAACCUAUUUCAGAAGUAAGAAUUUGUUUUCAAUGGUAAAGUUAAGAAAAAGAGAUUUAUACACAUCAGUAUUAUAAUUCUUCCACUCUCAAAAAAAGUGACUUACUUUUACAAAAUUAUCAGACAAUAAUAUUUUUACUUAUGACAUUUUGAAUUAAAACUAUAUAAGGAAAUUUUUUUAAAGUGUGUUCCAGUCAAUUCAUUCCAGAAAAUGAUAUGGGCUACAAUUUUAUACAUUUGAGACUGAAUUAUAAGAAAUAUUUUAUGAUAAUCAUUCUUGUAUAUUGCUUUAUUAGUAUUUUUAUAGAGUUAUUGUGUAUGUGAUAUUUUAACUAUGACUGAAAGUGUACAUUUUUGUCUUUUAUAAAUAAAAGUGCAUAAAUAAUA
Molecule: messenger RNA, 1803 nt
Organism: Parasteatoda tepidariorum (common house spider)
Lineage: Eukaryota; Metazoa; Arthropoda; Arachnida; Araneae; Theridiidae
Product: transmembrane protein 243
Source: RefSeq, a predicted model, not a curated record